AUGUAGGAUACCGCGUUGGGGCUUGAAACGGAGACACGCUGGUAGUUUAUUUUUUUAGAACUUUUAUCUUUAGUUUUAUUUAUUUCGUUUGAAUUUCUCAUAGAUAGCGAGAGCAGAGGCCGCCCAUCGAGCUGAACAUCUUUGGAGAAGAACUGAACGGGCUCAGGAAACGAGGCACCCCAUCAUAACUUUUGCUUUGUCGUUGAACACAUUCGCGAAAUAAUGUCUGUCGCCUACUCGGAUUAUUUUGCCGCCGAGUGUUUGGUGUCGAUAUCCAGCGGACCCGUCCUCCACCGACCCACCCCGGUGUCUGGUGCGGCUCAGGCCCCUGCUCGGGGCCUUUCUCCCGGGGAGCCAGACGGGUCGAGCGAGGACAGGGAGGUGCGGGAGACGCUCCGGUUAGAGGGGGCCAACAUGAUGACGGUGGCGGAGAUCCUCACGGACCUGCAUGGCAAAUUUCGUCCUAUGUCGGCCUACUCCGAGAGCAGCAACUCGUCGUGCGGAGAAAGCGGCUACACCACGUUGUCUGACUCCACCACCCCGACCAUGACCCCCUCUGCCACCCCUGUCCCGGGACAGUACAAUAACACCCCCCAGCAGGCUUGGGGAGGAGGGGGACCCCGGUCGCCCACCAAGCGUCACCCCUGUACUUUCGACGGGUGUGACAGGGUGUACGGGAAAUCAUCCCACCUGAAAGCGCACAUCAGAACACACACAGGCGAGAGGCCCUUUCCGUGCACCUGGCCUGACUGUGAAAAGAAGUUUGCCCGAUCUGACGAGUUGGCCCGGCACCUUCGUACCCACACGGGCGAGAAACGCUUUCUGUGCCCGCUCUGCGACAAGCGCUUCAUGCGCAGUGACCAUCUCAUCAAGCACGCCCGUCGGCACCCCAACUUCCACCCCUCCUUGAUCAACCGGAAGGGCUUGGCUCAGGGAUCUGCCUCAACCCCGCCAGCUGUUGCAUCAGAGUACACCAGCACUGCCUUAUAGACACGCCCACUGCCUCACCACUCCUCUCCGGGACCUCGUCAUACCCUUGCCGUCUGCAAUAUGACCACCACCUCGGCUUGAUUUGAUCACGUGCAUGCUGGGAUCCUUUUAAGCUCAGUUCUCACUUCCUCAGGCCAAAAUUAAGAACUUCCCCACGUCUUCCUCCGAACCCCUUCGCCCAACCAGAGAUGACCAAAAUGGGCAAAGGAUACACAAAAUGCUCAAGCACAUUCCCCUACAAAGAGCCUGAGUCAUGUGAUUUUAUAUUAUAUAUAUAUAUAUCUAUCGUGACUGACAAAUGAUGCAGAAUACAACUUUGGCCUUAAAUUGUGCCAGCUUUUGGUGGAAUAUAUUGUAAACUUUUAAUUUAUGGUGAUCUAGGCAGAAAUACGUAAAAACAGUAAAACAGCAUUUUUGUUAAUACAUCCUGACAAAAUUACCGCCAGCAUUAGCACAAUGUUUUCCAACAAACAUUUUGUUGUUAUCCGUCAUCUAGUUGUAUCACUUGUCAGCCACUUUCAAAAGGAUGCAUUAUGGUUUAAGGGAACGUUUUCCUGUUUAAAAGCCUUUUUAUUUUUUUUUAUUUUUUUUUUUAAACAGUUAAUUCAUCUAUUUUCAAAAAUUUAGCACAACCUUUUAGUCAUGCCUUUUUGAAUAGUCAGAAUAUCAAACCCUCUCUGGUGCUGUUGUUUUGCUUUUCCAUUCAUGCUGUAUGAUACAAUAACCAGAAUGAAUUGAAUAAUUAUUGCAAAUCAUUUUUGUAUUACUCACAACAUUCAGCUAAACCAAUGAGGUUUAAAGGGAUAGUUCACCCAAAAAUGAAAGUCCUCCCAUCAUUUACUCACCCUCAUGCCAACACACAUGUGUAUGACUUUCUUAUGCUGAACACACAUGAAGAUUUUAUACAGGAUAUAACAGGUGUUGGUGAGAAACAGAUAAAAAUUUAAGUCCUUUUUUCCCCCCUUUACUCUAAAUCUCCAUUUUCACGUUUACAUCUGAAUGGCACAUGUGGUGCCUGUUUAGUUUCACUUUCACUUCUGAAAGUCAAAGUGGAGAUUUAGAGUUAAAAAAAAAGGACUUAAAAGAUCUUUUUCUCACCCACACCUAUUAUAUCCCUUCUGAAGAUAUGGAUUUAACCACUGGAGUCUUAAACAUUACUUCUAUGUAUCCUUUAUGUGAUUUCUGGAGCUUAAAAGGCCUGAUCUCUGUUCACUUGCACUGUCUGGAGUACAGGGCUGAGAUAUUUUUCUAAAAAUCUUCAUUUGCGUUCUGCUGAAGAAAAAAAGUCAUACACAUCUGGGAUGGCAUGAGGGUGAGUACUUGAGAGAAUUUGGAUGUCAAGGUUUUCUGUUCCUAAGAAUACUAAUAAUAUUCUUGACACCCAUUGAAACUUAACAUUUGAUGGUAAAUGAAACUGAAAUGGCUAGCGAGUUCCUUUAAGGUAGAAACAUUGCCUGUAAAUAUGUUUCCUCAUGUUUCCUCAGCUUUUUGUACUGAAAUGGUUAAUCGUAAUAAGUUAUUGUCAUUUUUUGCUUAUUUCCUUUUGUUUUUUAUUAGCAUCAGCAUGGCAUCUGAAAUAUUUGGCUUUAAUUAUUAUUAUUAGACCAUGCAUAUAUUAUUAUUGUUUUCCACUUGGAGGAACUCUUUUGUUUGUUCAUGUAAUGUUGACAUGUUUGUACAUGUUGCGAUGUCUAAUAGUAAUGUGGAUAUGUGUAGAUGAAUAUCUAUGCCUGCAGCUUCAAUGGACAAGAUGUUAUUAUAUGAGCUACUAGAAGUAAUACUUAUACACAUUAUAUUAGGGGUGACAGUACUCGCUUGAAUAGAGUAGUUCAGCUUGUGCGUGAAUGUUUGUGUGUAUGUAUAUUCAUGCAUGAGAGAAGGGGAAGCUAUCUCUCUCUUUCCCUCCAAACUGUCCCGCCUGCAGAGUGGACCUCUUACAACUAUCUCAGAGAACAAAGAAUACAUCAGGAUACUCAGAAAGCCUUAAAAUCCUUUGAUUGUUUUGCACCAUUGUUUACUGUUUUAUAUUUUCUACAGGUGUGCCGCCAGGCACGGAUUCUCUCAACUAAAGAAAUACACAUGCAAUAUUGCACUUUUUCUUACUGGUAUUGUCAAUGGAAUACAAUUCAUGCUAGUGUGAUGGGUUACACUGUAGAGGUGCUACUGCAUUGUGCUUCUACAAAAUGAACACUGUGGAAGGGGACCUGUCACUAUAAAUUGAUACAUUAGUCUAAUUAUGCACCUUUGUCCGAGUGCUUAAACCAGUGUGAGAACGGACAUAAGCAAAAUGGACUUGGAUUUUUGUGGACUUUUCAGUUUCGUCUGUUUUUUUUUGCAUUUUGUAGUACCGGGUCAUUUAUGACCGGUUUAACGUCAGACUCUCACAGUUAUUUCAGUUAUGGAUACAAACGCUCUGCCUUGCAAAUGUGUUGUUAAUGUCAUUUGUCUUGUGUCUUCCCUUUCUGAUUCUAAAAUACAGAUACGUUUUUUGUAUUGGUUAAUGAUACAUUUAGGCUGAAAACUCUUUUGUCUGUGCUAUUCAUGCAAUAUCCAUAGUGCUUUAGGUAGCUGCUGGCAGUUAUCUGAAGUGCGAUGAUAAACUUUGCGUUCUCCGCUACAAUUACAGAACCAAACUAGAAUAUUAUCAAAGACUAUCUAUUCGUUCUGUAGCAAAUUAAAUUAUGUAAUUGUUAAAUGCUUUGUAUGUUUGGGCAUUAUCUAAAAGGGUUCUCUCUUUAGAGCUGUUUUGCUGUCGUCUCGUGGUUUCAGCUGUCUGUGGAUCUGUUGUACUGCGUUUGGCUGAUGCACUAUGACAUCAAUGGUACACUGUGUUAGGCUGCAGUGGGCUUUGUAUCUGAUACUAAACAGUCUUUUGAUUUUCACUUACAAUGUCCUCAUUUAGCAGUCCGGAUCCAACUGAUAUCCUCCCAUUUUACCAAACACAUUUGCAGCUAGUGCUCUGGACAGGCGAUGCUAUAUCACAAACCACUGGAUCAAGUCUAAUUUGUUUGUAUUUGUGUUUUGUGGUCUUUAAGUUCAAUUAUUAACUUUUCUACUGUUUGGUUUGUUUUACUUGAGUCACAUUUCUUAUGCUUUGAAGUACUGCUCUGUUUACAUACUAUAGAUGUCUAUAAAGUAUGCAGUCUUCUAGAUAGAGUUUAGGACGGAGCCCAGAUAUCUGGUAUAGCUUAGCAAUCAUAUAGAGAAGAAAACUAGUAUUAUAUAGUUCCUUCGGGAGAAAUGCUGCAUCAUUUGCUGUGUUUGAGGCAUCCGGUCUCUGUGUAUCAAAUUCAAGUGAAUUGAGACGCGUGUGAGUGUGGUUGCUUUUAAUCAUGCCACUAGAUCGAGAGUUUAGAGGACUGACUGUAUUCUGAAAACUGUUUUGUUGCUUGGUGUACAAUCUAGACCUUGUCCAUCCUUAAGUUUCCUCACACUAACCUGAUAAUGCACUGAUUGGCAAAUUGUCUAUGGUAAUCACACUAAAAGGACGUCUGAUGAGAUCUGUUUUAGGUCUCAAUCUACCUAUAGCCAUGUCUUCUAUCAGUGGACCAGCGGGUUUUGUCAAGACAAAAGCUUGCGUGUAUCCUCCUCAGGUGAUAAAACUUGAUGCUGAAAACCUCUUUAAAAAAAUGUUUUUAUUUGCUUUGAAUUGCAUUAUUCCGCAAAUUUGUAUUUAUUACAUGCUUUUGUUUCGGUGUACUUUUAAGAUUGUUUUUGUUUUUCAGUACUUAUGGUAUGAGACUUGACUAAUCAUUUGAUUUGUUGAAUUGAUCCAUUGUUUGCUUCCAACAAAAACCCUCCAGUGCUUUUUAAAUAAUAAAUAAACAGAU
Xyrauchen texanus (razorback sucker) is the source of this 4820-nucleotide messenger RNA. RefSeq names its product Krueppel-like factor 9. The record is from RefSeq and is a predicted model, not a curated record. The transcript is spliced from 2 exons. Bases 223 to 990 code for a protein of 255 amino acids. Gene Ontology annotation, biological process: regulation of transcription by RNA polymerase II. Gene Ontology annotation, molecular function: DNA-binding transcription factor activity, RNA polymerase II-specific; RNA polymerase II cis-regulatory region sequence-specific DNA binding. Lineage: Eukaryota; Metazoa; Chordata; Actinopteri; Cypriniformes; Catostomidae.